Cladophialophora yegresii CBS 114405 is the source of this 1317-nucleotide messenger RNA. RefSeq lists its product as uncharacterized. Gene Ontology annotation, molecular function: pyridoxal phosphate binding. Bases 1 to 1317 code for a protein of 438 amino acids. Gene Ontology annotation, biological process: biosynthetic process. The transcript is spliced from 3 exons. NCBI's taxonomy places the organism in Eukaryota, Fungi, Ascomycota, Eurotiomycetes, Chaetothyriales, Herpotrichiellaceae. The record is from RefSeq and is a predicted model, not a curated record.
AUGUCACCACCACCUUCACCCUUGGAACGGCGUCUUUCUGCUCUCUUGGAAAAGCGCCACGCCCAGUCAAAGCUUCGAAGCUUGAAAUCCAGUCCGCCAGGCUCAGUGGACUUCUCUUCCAAUGAUUUCCUGUCGCUGUCGAGCAAUGAGGAGUUCCAGAAUGACUACUUGGCUCUGCUGAACAAACGCAGAACGCCAUUGGGAUCGACUGGCUCGAGGCUUCUUGAUGGCAACUCUGAAUUGGCAGAGACCCUCGAGCGCGACAUCGCGGCUUUUCAUGGGGCUGAAGCCGGGCUCCUGACGAACUCUGGGUUUGACGCCAACGUCAGCAUUUUUGCCUUUCUCCCUCAGCAGGGCGAUGUCAUCAUCUACGACGAGCUCAUCCACGCCAGUGUGCAUGAUGGGAUGAGGCAGUGUAGGGCUAAACAGCAGAUUCCAUUCAAACACAACGAUGUCCAGGACUUGGGUCGCAUACUGCAGCGAUUUUCCUCCUCCUCCUCCUCCUCCUCCCACGCCAAUCAGACGAUAUUCGUGGCUCUAGAGACGGUCUAUAGCAUGGAGGGUGACCUCGCGCCCCUGACGGAGAUCGUCGACUUGGUGGAAGCAGUACUGCCCCACAACAACGCACAUCUUGUGGUCGACGAGGCACACGCGACGGGCAUAUACGGCCCCAACGGGUCUGGACGCGUCUGCGAACUCGGGCUGGAAAAGCGAGUCUCCAUCCGGUUGCAUACGUUUGGCAAAGCUCUUGCGUCCAAUGGCGCGAUCAUCCUCAGCUCCCCCAUCAUCCGCCUCUACCUGAUCAACUAUGCUCGACCGCUAAUCUACACGACCUUCAUGUCGCACCCUAAUCUUCUAGCCAUACAGAACGCCUAUGACUGGCUCAGAAUGGGGAAAGCCAACUUCCUCGCCGCCAAUCUAUACCAUCUGAUAGACCAUCUCUACGCCCGCUUGCAGUCCCUGACGGCUCUAGCCUCGAGUAUUGCCGACCCAACUGGCAACGGCAAGCCUGUGGCGACACUGCCGACGACAUGCCCGGAAUCGCCCAUCUUCGCCAUCCUCAGUCCGCAGCCCCGCUCGCUGGCCUCGCACUGCCAGUCGGCCGGGUUCAUCGUGCGUCCGGUGGUCGCGCCGACCGUCCCCGCCGGUACUGAGCGCGUCAGAGUCUGUCUGCACGCAGGCAACACAAUGGCCCAGGUAGACAAGUUCGUCGAAUGCCUCAGGCGGUGGAUCAUCAACCAGGGCGGCACGGAGCAUCAGGCGGAGCACAGUACCGGGGAAGAGACCUCGGAGGGACGUCUCCUCGCCAAGAUCUGA